AUGGCAGAAUUCUGCUCAGGCCGGUUGUGUCCAGACUCCCGUCACUUACAAGAAACACUGUCCAGCCUGGAAUGGCCAAGCUGGCAAGCCCGGAUGGAUGAGGCAGGCAAAGACACUCAUCUCCCCUGUCUGCCCAUCACUCUCUCGCCGAGGUCUCCUUCAACGCUUGAUGUCAUGCAGAACGCCUCCCGUCAACAUUUGCUGAGGACCAAUUUUUGGGGAGUGGGCAGCUGCGGCCUGCUCGGCUGGCCUGGAGGAGGUAUGCUUUCUUGGAACUGCACGCGGAAUUUGAACAUGACAAUCUUGCUGCAUGGCCGUAUUCGGGGUUCGUAA
Messenger RNA from Colletotrichum orchidophilum, 333 nucleotides. RefSeq lists its product as uncharacterized. The coding region runs from base 1 to 333 and encodes 110 amino acids. The record is from RefSeq and is a predicted model, not a curated record. Lineage: Eukaryota; Fungi; Ascomycota; Sordariomycetes; Glomerellales; Glomerellaceae. The transcript has a single exon.